AUGGAUUCUCACGUUCAGCAUGAACUCGCACGUAACAUCAUGGGUAGAACAUUUGCGUUGACUCCGACAGCGUACAAAUUUCUUGAGAUUGGGAUCGCCGUGGGAUCGAUGUCUCACGUGGAAAUUGCGAUUAGUGAUACCCGAGGCAACCGCAUCAUCCUACCGCACGCCACGUGGACAGCGUUCGUCGAAAAACGGGCGGAUAUAGAAAGAUUGGUGCAAUCGACUACACCAUCAUCAUCGUUGAUGAUUCAAGACCUUGUAAUGGAACUUGUCAAAAUACGUGAUGUGAACACUGUGAAAUUAUCUUUAUGUGACAAGUGUAUGUAUAUGAAACCGUCGACUGUACUCUUCAUGCUCGAACUCGAACAAUACGUUGAUCAUACAUAUUUCAAUUUGUGCCAAUAUACGAACAAUAGAUCGCAAGGAACAAAACUAAACGAAACGUACGGCAAUAUGGCUAGGCUCGAAGUGACUCAAAAGCAUAAUGGCUACAAGGCUGAGCCUAUUACGAAAGGGGCCCUUCAUAAAAAAAAAGGAUUCUAUACUUGCUAA
This is a messenger RNA of Cyphomyrmex costatus, 555 nucleotides long. RefSeq lists its product as uncharacterized. The record is from RefSeq and is a predicted model, not a curated record. The transcript has 3 exons. Lineage: Eukaryota; Metazoa; Arthropoda; Insecta; Hymenoptera; Formicidae. The coding region runs from base 1 to 555 and encodes 184 amino acids.